Messenger RNA from Ipomoea triloba (trilobed morning glory), 1017 nucleotides. RefSeq names its product WEB family protein At2g17940-like. The transcript is spliced from 2 exons. The record is from RefSeq and is a predicted model, not a curated record. Bases 97 to 750 code for a protein of 217 amino acids. Lineage: Eukaryota; Viridiplantae; Streptophyta; Magnoliopsida; Solanales; Convolvulaceae.
CCCUUAUAUAUACCCAAAAUUAAUGCACCAAACUCACACCACAAAACUUUGUCCUCAACUUCAUUAAUACUCACUACUAUACAGAAAUCUGUUGUGAUGGAGGGUGCGGUGGAGGGUGUGGUGGUGCGCGGCCGCGUUCAGAUCGAUACCCGGCAGCCUUUCCGGUCGGUUAAGGAGGCUGUCCUAAUGUUUGGGGAGAAGAUUUUGGCCCCAGAAAUUUAUGCCAAGCAAAUCAACACUCAGGUGCAUACAAAAGCAAGUGGGGAAGGAGAAAAGCAGACUGUGACAAAAUUCGGAGCAGUAAAAGCAGAGCUAGAAGAGACAAAGCAAGACCUACAAAAAGCCAAAGAAGAAGGAACCUUAAUGGCGCAUUGCCUUCAAUCUCUCAAGCAAGAGCUGGAACAAACAAAGAGAGAAAUCCAGCAGCUCAAGGCCGCAAGACAACACCGGAUAGCUGAUCCUGAGAUUGAAGAGCUCAAGUUUAUCGAGAAAGCGCCACCUAAACCCGAGGGCGAAGAAGAGGAUUUAGAUCAAUUAUUCGAGAGGAAGAGGUCAGUGAAGUUCGCUAGCCCUCCCGCGCUCACAAGGGUGAUUUUCACUAAAGAUGGCGAUUCUGGGAAGAUUAAUAAUAAUAAUAAUAAUAAUAAUAAUAAUAAUAAUAGCCCGUCUCAGGCGAAGAAGAAGAUGAAGAGGAGGCCUCUCAUCCCUCUCAUUGGAGCAUUGUUUACAAAGAAAAAGGGAAGCCAAUGAAAUAUUGUAUUGGUGGAUAUAUGGUGAUGAGAGGGAAGUGAAGCAAUUAAUAAAGUUAGUUGUUGUUUGUAUGUGUGAGGAGGCCGGACUUUAAUUCUAAUCCAAAGUGGAAGAAGCAUUUUGACGACUUGUAUGUUAUCAGUUUGGACAAGAAAAAUAAGAGAGAGUAAAUUCCAUUUCAUUUUAUGUUUAAUAGUAUUUUUAAUAUAGUUUUAAAUGUACAAAUUUUACACACAUUUGGGGAAUUAAAAACGCGUGUGUUAACUA